This is a messenger RNA of Closterium sp. NIES-65, 4755 nucleotides long. The record is from the annotation of a GenBank genome assembly. NCBI's taxonomy places the organism in Eukaryota, Viridiplantae, Streptophyta, Zygnematophyceae, Desmidiales, Closteriaceae.
AUGGCUACCCCUAGUGUCCUCGCUUUUGACGAUGAGGGUCGGGCCAUUGACUUUGACGUCUGGGUAGAUGACCUGCAGCUUUUCCUACAGUGCGAUAGGGCAGACGGUCUCUCCCUCUUUGACCUCACUUCUGGUGCCUCUCCUGCCCCUGCUGCUGAUGCUGACGCCACUGUUCGCUCAAAGUGGGCCACACGCGAUGCUGCUGCACGUCUUGCUGUGCGUCGCCACUUACCGACCACUGAGCGUGCAAACUUUAGCCAGUACAAGAGUGCUAAGACCUUGUACGAUGCUGUAGUUGCACGCUACUCUUCCCCUGCCACUGCUGCACUUUGCCGCCUCAUCCUGCCGUACCUCUUCCAUGACCUCGCUGCUUUUCCCAUGGUCGCUGACCUCAUUACGCACCUUCGCACUAGUGACAUUCGCUACCGCGCUCCCCUUCCUGCAGAGUUCUGCGCCAAGAACCCCCCCGCUAUGGGUCCUCCCCCUCUCCCAUCUUGCCUUCUGUUGCCUAUGCUGCUGCGGCCGACCUUGUUGGUCUUGAGUCGGUCGGUGCGGCGUCUGCCCCUAGCGGGAGACGCCGCACUAGCAAGGGCAAGUGGGGCAAGGGCGCUGGAGGAGCUAGCGGGGGUGGUGGAGGCGGCGGUGAAGGCAGUGGAGGGGGUGGGGGUGGCGGUGGGGGUGGUGGCGGGGGUGGGGGCGUUAGUGGCGGCAGUGGAGGCGGAGGCGGCGGGCGGUGGGAGCGGAGGUGGCGGAGGUGGCAGCGGUGGAGGAGGUAGCGGCGGGAAGGUGGAGCUGGUCGGGGUGGCGUUGCACAGAGGGUCGGCUCCGGUAGUGCGAGGUGGGGGUACUGGUCCGUGCACCUACGUCCUACGCACCGGCGACCGCGCGGGUGAGCCGUGCGGGGGUGCGCACUCCACCCAGCGCUGCUUUGGCCGCCUGACGGACGCUUGGCAUCACCAGUUCCCUGAGGCCACUGAGAUCCCUCGCUGGGGCGAGCUGUCUAGGGCGGGGGUUCCUUUCUUUGUUCUUGAUUGUGAUGCUAUUCUUGCUGCCAUGUAUGCUGUGACUAUUAGUGAUGAGGGUGACUGUUACCGGUGUUUUCCGCCCGGCCCGGGCAUUGGGAUUGCUGCUCUAGGUACUGGUGAGGCUGCUGCUCUAGGUGCUGGUGAGGCUGGUGCUCUAGGUGCCAGUGAGUCUGCUUCCUCAGGUGCUGGUGAGUCUGCUCUCUCAGGUACCGCUUGCAGUCUCUCUGGCAGACCCCUCUGGAGGUCCUAUCUGGCCCACUUCUCCACUGUCCAACCCUGUCCGGCGGCCCCCUCUGGCACCUUGUCUGGUCUUUACCUCCCCUCGUUCUCCACGAACUUGGUGAGUGGUGCUGACCUACAGGAUGCGGGGGUUCACCAGUUCACUCCUGCGAGCCAGCGAGUGACCCACUGCACGUGUGCUCGGACGGGCCGACACCUGGCCACGUUUACUCGUCGGCCGGGGUCGAGCCUGUACACACUGACCACUGAGUCUCCUCCGGUCCUUGCGUCUGGUCAGGUAGCUGCGUCGGGUCAGGUGUUUUCUGCAGCGUCCAGGUCUGGUCCUGAGUCUUCCCCUUGCUCCUGUCGCCUCCUGUCUCACCAGACUCUCCUCUGGCACCACCGCCUUGGUCACCCCUCCCUGCCUCGUCUCCGAGGUAUAGCCUCACGUGUCCUGGUCUCUGGUCUCCCCCGGUACCUCCCUCCCCUUCCUCCGGGGCCUGCCCCUACCUGUGUUCCUUGCGUCAAGGGGCGGCAUCGUGCUGCCCCUCACUCCUCCCAGUUUCCCCCGACCGAGGGCACACUGCAGACGCUUCACAUGGACGUGUGGGGCCCAGCCCGCGUCCGUGGACAGGGUCACGAGCGCUACUUCCUGCUGGUGGUUGACGACUACUCGCGUUACACCACAGUCUUCCCCUUGCGCAGCAAGGGUGAUGUCACUGAGAUGUUGAUCGACUGGAUCCGAGCAGAUCGUCUCGAGCUCAGGAAGAGUUUCAGCUCGGACUUUCCUGUUCUGCGUCUGCACUCCGACAGAGGCGGAGAGUUCUCCUCUGGCCUUCUGCAAGCCUACUGUUGUGGACGAGGCAUCCGCCAGACCUUCACGCUUCCGGACUCUCCACAGAAAAAUGGGAUUGCUGAGCGCCGCAUUGGCAUGGUCAUGGACGUCGCCCAUACGUCCAUGAUGCAUGCGGCUGCCCCCCAUUUUCUGUGGCCGUUUGCGGUUCGGUACGCGGCGCAUCAGAUCAGCCUUCAGCCCACGGUCUCCAUGCCGGAGACCUCCCCAGCUUUGCUGUGGACGGGGAAGGUUGGCGAUGCGUCUGCGUUCCGUGUCUGGGGAUCUCGGGCGUUUAUCCGCGACCUGUCUGCGGAUAAGCUGUCCCCUCGUGCUGCUCCCUGCGUCUUCCUUGGCUUCCCCCCUGACGCGCUAGGGUGGCAGUUCUACCACCCCACCUCUCGCCGUGUCCCCACCCCGGUAGACCCCCUUCCCCCUCAGGGUCCUGCCCCCUCAGGGGUGCUACGCCUGGGGGUGCUGAGCCUGGGGGUGCUACGACUGGGGGUGCUGAGCCUGGGGGUGCUGACUCUGGGGGUGCUGAGCCUGGGGGUUCUACGACUGGGGGUGCUGAGCCUCGGGGUGCUACGCCUGGAGGUGCUGAGCCUGGGGAUGCGGAGCCUGAGGGUGCUGGGCCUACUCGUGUGGCGUCUGGCGGUGCUGGGCCUGGAGGUUCUCCGCGUGCUUCGUCUCGGCGGGAGCCCCUCUCUCCACAGGAGGCGUGCUGCUGGAGCUGGAGGUUCUCCUGCUGCUGAGGGUGCUGGUACCACGGGUCCCGGAUGUGCUCGUACUGGGAGUACUGGAGCUACUGGGCCUUCGGGUGCUGCUGGAGCUGGAGCUUCUGUGUCUUCUCGUGGUCCGACUGGAGCUGGAGCUGCUGAGGGUGUUGGCACUGAGGGUACUGCUGGCGUUAUUGGAGGUGGUCCUACUGGGUGUGCUGCUGGUGCUGCUGGAGGUCCUGGAGCUAGUGGAGCUGCUGGGGGUGCUGGAGCAGGAGGAGCUGCUGGCGCUGGUGCUACCAUUGGGGGUACUGGUGCUGUCCCUGCUGUUCCUGGAGUCGCUACGCGGCCUCAGCCGUACUUCGUUCCGCUCCUUCAGCAGUCCGAGUCACAGUUACAGCUGGCCUCCCCACUGCCUGCUCCCUCUCCCUACACUGGUCCUACUGGAGGUCUUGCUGAGCGUCGUGAACCUGCGUUUCGUCCUGCGUCGCCUGUCCGUGCUGCUCGCGCUAGUGGUCGUGGUUCGCGUCAGCGUCCUCCCCCUGUCCCCGGCACGCACCGGAUGUCUCUCCGUCCGUCCACUGCUCCUCUGCGUGCCCCUUUGCCUUCUCCUCCGUCCUCUCUUCCUGCUCUUGCUGACCAGGAGUCGGACUCCCUUCGUGCUGCCAGUCCUACUGUGAUGCGUCUCCUUGCUACUGUUGUCACUGACCCUUCCGUUGAGUCCGCUGCUGCGUCUGCCUUGGUCAGUGAGCUCGUCGACUUUGCUGCUCGCUGUUGUCUAGACUACGCUGCUAGUCUUGUUGCUGAGUCUGAGUCUGUCUGUCCUCCGUCCGUCGGGGGUGAGUGUGCCCGUGGCACGGACGUCCUUGAGGACAGGCAGGAGGAGUUCCAGUGCUUGGCUGCUGCUUCACCUCAUCUCGUGUCCGUGCUGCUUACCCCUGAGGGAGACCCGGAUGCACUUGACAUCCCGAAUUUGUGCUCUUACGCAGAGGCGAUAGAGGGUCCCUACUCCUCUCAGUGGCAGGCAGCCAUGGACGCAGAGAUGGCUUCCUGGAAGUCCACAGGCACCUACGUUGACGAGGUUCCCCCGCCUUGGGCGAACAUCGUCAGUGGCAUGUGGAUUUUCAGGGUGAAGCGGCCGCCGGGUUCUCCGCCUGUCUUCAAGGCAUGUUACGUGGCUCGUGGCUUCAGUCAGCGGCAGGGAGUCGACUACUUUCAGACCUUCUCUCCCACCCCGAAGAUGACCACUCUUCGGGUACUGCUGCACAUAGCCGCUCACUGUGACUACGAGCUGCACUCUCUUGACUUUUGCACUGCUUUCUUGCAGGGCAGCCUGCACGAGGAGAUCUGGCUGCGCCGCCCACUUGGCUUCACUGGGACUUUUCCUACUGGCACCCAGUGGAGCCUCCAGCGUCCAGUCUACGGUCUCUGCCAGGCACCUCGUGAACCGGAGCACAUGGUUGCAGCGAAGAGGAUGUUGCGCUACUUGUGCAGUACGUCGGGCAUGGGGCUUGUGCUUGGAGGGCGCAGUCGAGUGGUCCUCACUGGUCACGCAGACGCUUCUUGGGCUGACGACCAGGCUACGCAGCGGUCGUCACAGGGUUACACCUUCAGCCUUGGUUCCGGCUCUGUUGCGUGGCGGUCUACCAGCUCGUCUUCUGUUCUCGGCUCCAGUUGUGAGGCUGAGAUCUACGCUGGGGCCAUGGCUGCACAGGAGCUUCGCUGGCUCACCUACCUGCUGACUGACCUCGGAGAGCCGCCUCGUUCUCCUCCAGUGCUGUACGUAGACAACAAGGCCAUGCUGGCCUUGUGUCGGGAGCAGAGACUGGAGCACAGAACGAAGCACAUCGCUCUCCGCUACUUUCUUGCUCGUGAGCUGCAGCAGCGUGGUCAGCUGCGCCUUGCUUACGUGGCCUCUCAGGCCAACACUGCUGAUAUCUUGCCUCGGUUGCUCACUUCUUGA